Molecule: messenger RNA, 1503 nt
Organism: Talaromyces rugulosus
Lineage: Eukaryota; Fungi; Ascomycota; Eurotiomycetes; Eurotiales; Trichocomaceae
Exons: 6
Coding region: 1-1503 (500 amino acids)
Molecular function (GO): oxidoreductase activity, acting on paired donors, with incorporation or reduction of molecular oxygen; heme binding; iron ion binding
Source: RefSeq, a predicted model, not a curated record
AUGUCGAACUUUUAUUAUCUCUGUUUCGCAGUAUGGAUCUACGGUUUCUCGGUUUUUGGAUUGAUUGUUUAUCGACUGUGGCUGUCGCCAUUGGCAAAAUUUCCCGGGCCGAAGCUUGCGGCAGCGACUGCGUGGUACGAGUUCUAUUUUGAUGCGAUAUGCCACGGGAAAUAUACAUUUGUAAUUGCCCGGAUGCACAAGGAAUAUGGGCCAAUCGUACGCAUUAGUCCCUGGGAGCUUCACGUUGACGACCCGAGCUUCUACGAAGUGCUUUAUUCGCGAGACAGUCCGCGUAACAAGUACAAAUUCUACGCGAACAUGUUCGGCAACGAGAGGGCAACAAUAGCCGUUCUAGAUCACGCGCAUCAUCGUCUCUUGAGAUCGAAUAUGAACCCGUAUUUCUCUAUGGCACGUGUGCGACAACUGGAGCCUGAAAUACGGUACUUGGCGAAUAAGCUCUGUGAUCGCCUGAAAGCCUUUCGAGGAACCGGUGUUCCAAUCAACACGCAGCAUGCAUAUAGCUGUUUUGCAACUGACAUAAUUUCUGAUUAUACUAUGGGAGUUGGAUUUAACUUUUUGGACACCCCAGACUUUUCUCCACAGUGGAGCGAAACAUUAAGUGGUAUUGCAAAGAGCAGUGCCUUUUUUAAGCCAUUUCCGUGGUUACUCACUAUACUGCAAUUGUUACCGAACGACUUUGUUGGUCGUCUUAACCCAGGAAUGCAGUUGAUGUUCAAAUUUCAGCAACGUUGUCGACAGCUGAUAAAUUCUGUUAUCGAAAACCAGAACAACGACAAGGAGGAGAAAAUCAAGUUUUCCCAUCCUACUUUUUUCCACGAGGUCUUGAGUAGCAAUUUGUCCGAGGAAGAGAAAAGUGCCGAACGAUUGGCGCAAGAGAUUCAGGUAGUUAUUGGUGCUGGUGGCGAAACCGUCGCCAAAGCAUUGAGCUGGAUUACCUAUUACCUUUUGGAAAACCCUCAAAGUCUAGAGAAACUUAAAAAUGAGCUCAAUAAGAUGGACCCGGAUCAGGAAGCAUCCUUAGCGUCAUUAGAACAGAUGCCAUAUCUGACUUCAGUUAUGCUUGAAGGUCUCAGGCUGUCAUAUGGGGUUAGCACUCGACUGGCUAGAAUCGCUCCGGAUCGCACUCUACAAUUCAACGAAUGGACUAUUCCAGCACAGACACCUGUUAGCAUGACCAGUGUUUUCAUGCACCACAAUGAAACCGUUUUCCCAGACUCAUAUAAUUUUAUUCCAGAGCGAUGGGUCGACCUGGAACACCGUAAAUACCUUGAGAAAUAUAUGGUUGCAUUCACUAAAGGAUCACGACAGUGCAUUGGGAUAAACCUUGCCCGAGCCGAGAUGUUGCUAGCCAUAUCAAAAGUAUUCCGCGAACUGACAUUCGAGCUGUACGAGACAAAUAGAGAGGAUGUGACCCUAGCACAUGAGCUUUUUCUACCGUUUCCCAAACAUUCGAGCAAAGGUGUACGGGUACUGGUGCUGUAG